Molecule: messenger RNA, 3272 nt
Organism: Carassius carassius (crucian carp)
Lineage: Eukaryota; Metazoa; Chordata; Actinopteri; Cypriniformes; Cyprinidae
Product: protein argonaute-2-like
Exons: 20
Coding region: 238-2877 (879 amino acids)
Biological process (GO): regulation of DNA-templated transcription; regulatory ncRNA-mediated gene silencing
Cellular component (GO): RISC complex
Molecular function (GO): endoribonuclease activity, cleaving siRNA-paired mRNA; RNA binding; protein binding
Source: RefSeq, a predicted model, not a curated record
UUGAAGCAGUGAGAGUGGGGUAAAGAGGCGCGCGCUCGCGUGAGGGGGAUGGGAUGGGGCCACUCAGAGCUCUCGUGCUCCACGAACUAAGCGCGCUCAUUAUUCUCACUUUUGUCCUUUAUAUUGAUGCUGUUUUAAAAUAAAUUAAAUCUUUCCCGUUACCGCAUGUGUUACGUGGCAUCCGAAAAACAAAAAGUAUCGGUCUGCGAUUGAAUUGUGGUGCAGAAAGCGUCUAAAAUGUAUCCCAUUGGAGCAGCUGGUGCUGCUGAGCUGUGUCAGGGACAGCAGCCUUCAGGGUCAGAUGUUUCUGCUCCCCUGUCUCCUCCAGCACAAGAGUAUGUCUUCAAACCACCUCAACGGCCAGACUUUGGCACAAUGGGUAGGACAAUCAAGCUUCAGGCCAACUUCUUUGAAAUGGAAAUACCCAAGCUGGAGGUGUACCAUUAUGACAUAGACAUCAAGCCUGAGAAAUGCCCACGGAGAGUUAACCGUGAAAUUGUUGAGCACAUGGUCCAGCACUUUAAGACACAGAUCUUUGGAGAUCGAAAGCCUGUGUAUGAUGGAAGAAAGAAUCUCUACACUGCCAUGCCUUUACCCAUUGGAAGAGACAAAGUGGAGCUGGAGGUCACAAUUCCAGGCGAGGGAAAAGACAGGAGCUUUAAAGUAGCUAUAAAAUGGGUGUCCUGUGUGAGUCUGCAAGCUCUACAUGAAGCACUGACUGGACGGCUACCAAACAUCCCCUUUGAGACUAUUCAGGCUCUGGAUGUUGUCAUGAGACAUUUGCCCUCUAUGAGGUACACCCCAGUUGGACGUUCAUUCUUCACUCCCUCUGAGGGCUGUUCCAACCCCCUCGGUGGAGGAAGAGAAGUUUGGUUUGGCUUCCAUCAGUCUGUUCGACCAUCCCUUUGGAAGAUGAUGCUCAACAUUGAUGUGUCUGCCACUGCGUUCUACAAAGCUCAACCUGUGAUUGAGUUCAUGUGUGAGGUUUUGGAUUUUAAAAGCAUUGAAGAGCAACAGAAGCCCUUAACAGAUUCCCAGAGAGUGAAGUUUACCAAGGAAAUCAAAGGUCUGAAGGUUGAAAUCACUCACUGUGGACAGAUGAAGAGAAAAUACAGGGUUUGUAAUGUGACUAGAAGACCAGCCAGCCAUCAAACGUUUCCUUUGCAACAAGAGAAUGGUCAGACCAUUGAAUGCACUGUUGCCCAGUACUUCAAGGAUAAGUACAAACUAGUGCUGCUAUAUCCACAUCUCCCAUGUUUACAAGUUGGUCAGGAACAGAAACACACCUACCUUCCGCUGGAGGUCUGUAAUAUAGUAGCCGGACAGAGAUGCAUCAAGAAACUGACAGACAAUCAGACCUCCACCAUGAUACGUGCCACAGCCAGGUCUGCUCCUGACCGUCAGGAUGAGAUCAGCAAACUGAUGAGAAGUGCCAACUUCAACACCGAUCCUUAUGUGCGGGAGUUUGGAGUUAUGGUAAGAGACGAGAUGACUGAGGUCAAUGGUCGGGUCCUUCAGGCACCUUCAAUUCUCUAUGGAGGAAGGAACAAAGCAAUAGCAACCCCAGUCCAGGGUGUGUGGGACAUGAGGAACAAGCAGUUCCACACAGGGAUUGAGAUCAAAGUGUGGGCUAUCGCCUGCUUUGCCCCACAGAGGCAGUGUACAGAACUUCUUCUGAAGGCAUUUACUGACCAGCUCCGUAAAAUAUCACGUGAUGCUGGCAUGCCCAUUCAGGGCCAGCCGUGCUUUUGCAAAUAUGCCCAGGGAGCAGACAGUGUAGAGCCCAUGUUCAAACACCUCAAAUACACUUACCAAGGCUUACAGCUGGUGGUUGUCAUCCUACCUGGGAAGACCCCCGUUUAUGCUGAGGUGAAGCGUGUUGGAGACACUGUUCUUGGCAUGGCCACGCAGUGUGUCCAGGUGAAGAAUGUGCAGAAGACCACACCUCAGACCCUUUCCAACCUCUGCCUCAAGAUAAAUGUCAAACUGGGUGGAGUCAAUAACAUUCUUCUUCCACAGGGCAGGCCCUUGGUGUUUCAGCAACCAGUCAUCUUUCUGGGUGCAGAUGUGACUCAUCCACCAGCUGGAGAUGGCAAGAAACCCUCAAUUGCUGCUGUUGUUGGCAGUAUGGAUGCCCACCCGAGUCGAUACUGUGCUACGGUGCGGGUGCAGCAGCACCGUCAGGACAUCAUUCAAGAUCUGGCCACCAUGGUGAGAGAGCUGCUGAUCCAGUUCUACAAAUCCACACGCUUUAAACCAACGCGCAUCAUCUACUACCGAGACGGCAUUUCAGAGGGCCAGUUCAACCAGUCUCCGGCUUUGUCUAUGCAGGUUCUGCAGCAUGAACUGCUGGCUAUUCGUGAGGCCUGCAUCAAGCUGGAGAAAGAUUAUCAACCAGGCAUCACCUUCGUAGUAGUGCAGAAGAGACACCACACCAGGCUCUUCUGCAUGGACAGGAAUGAGCGGGUUGGAAAGAGUGGCAACAUCCCUGCUGGCACCACAGUUGACACCAAAAUUACUCAUCCAUCUGAGUUUGACUUUUAUCUUUGCAGUCAUGCCGGAAUUCAGGGAACCAGCAGGCCGUCCCACUACCACGUGCUGUGGGAUGACAACCAUUUCACCUCUGAUGAGCUGCAGGUCCUCACCUACCAGCUGUGCCACACCUACGUGCGCUGCACCCGCUCUGUCUCCAUUCCUGCACCAGCCUAUUAUGCCCACCUGGUGGCGUUCCGUGCUCGCUACCACUUGGUUGACAAAGAACACGACAGUGCUGAAGGCAGUCACACAUCAGGUCAGAGUAAUGGCAGAGACCAACAAGCCCUGGCCAAAGCUGUGCAAAUACACCAGGACACAAUGCGCACCAUGUACUUUGCCUGAACAUAGCCAGAAACAAGCCCUACAUCCUGGAAACAGCACGGUGUGUGUGUCUGUGUGCAUUUUUGUGUGUUUCCCUCAGUUGUAUAAAUGAGAUCCUUCAGUGGGGGGAAAAACAAGAAUCCCCAUGCUGUUAGUUUUCAAAUUGCCCAUGAAGUCAAUUUCCAUACAUCAUAAAUAUCCAUGAUUUUAGAACUGUAAUUAUUAUUUUUUUUAUUAUGAUUUUUUUUUUUUUUUUUGGUGUAGUGGGCAUGGUUAUGUGUCUCUGUUGUAUAUAUGCAUGUCAGAUUAGAGGUUAACAUGUUUACAUAGUCAAUCCAAAAAUUCAAACUAUUUUUACACUGAAAGUUACAUUUGCUUGAUUCAGUACUAUCACCAAGGCUGGUGAUGGAGACUCA